Phoenix dactylifera (date palm) is the source of this 1368-nucleotide messenger RNA. The record is from the annotation of a RefSeq genome assembly. Lineage: Eukaryota; Viridiplantae; Streptophyta; Magnoliopsida; Arecales; Arecaceae.
AUGGUCCAACUACAGAACUUCUUCUUUUUCAUUACUUCCAUGGUCGUGCCUCGUGGCACGGCAGCACCCGUACUAUUGAAAUGGUUCGUCAGUAGAGAUGUUCCCACUGGUGCCCCUUCUUCCAAUGGUACUAUAAUUCCUAUUCCUAUCCCGGAAUUCCUUUUUUUGGUCUAUCUACAUUCCAGGAAAUUCAUACGCUCCAUGGACAGAGCAAAAAGUGGAGUGUUGGUCAGAGCAAGCCGCCCUAUUCUAUUACCAGACAUAAUUGGGAGAAGCUCAUCCGCUAGAAAUGCUUUAUUUCGUUUCGUUCCUUUUUUUCAUUUCCUUCUUAUCGAAUCCAUGGGGGACUUGUCAUAUUUAGAAUCUUUCUGCGGUCUGCUCUGUUUACAAAUCUUUCGUACUCUCUUCUCUUUACCACGCGAUAGGUCAGCGAAGCGUGAGCGGGCGCGGAGAAGGAAAGGCCAAACACUUCGGCCUAACGGGAAUGAGCAAGGACGAAAUGACAAGAUGAGGUGCCCCGGGCACCCCCAUAUAGAAAGAAGGGUCGAAGGUUUUGGGCCUGUAGCUUUCCCCGUCCCCCCCUCGUCGAGUGGUGCUUGUUUGGGGGGUGUGCCACCAGAAAUCGGGCUUGAAGCUCUCGCCUUACCAACGAGCCGACUGCUAAUGGCUGUUGGUCACGACUACUACAAAAAAGUGAAGAUGAAUCUUCCUAUUUCACAUGGAGGAGUGUGCAUCUUUAUGUUGGGUGUUCUUCUGUCGAUGGUGCGGCUUAGGUCAACUAAUACGAAUAAGAUAGAGUUCACUCAACGAUUGCCUUUGGGUCCCGAACUCCAUAUGGGGAAGGAACGUUGUUGUUUGCGAGGUCUCGAUCAUUUACAUGGACCCACUUCUCAUUCCAUUUGUGGGAAUUUGAUGAUUUAUAAAUCGUCCCCAACGAGCGAUCGGUUCAUGUUUGAGCAUGAUGAAUCACUUCGUGCCGACCUCUUGCCCAUAAACUUUCCCCCCUCAUAUGAGAAUGGAAAACUGGAGCAUUUUCUGCAUCGGUGGAUGAAGAAUCACGAACAUAAGAAUUUCUGGUUUACCAUGUUCCCAGAAAAAAGAUACUUUUUUUCCAUUCGAGAAAGGACAAGCACGACUGAAGUGGCUAUACAUACAAAUCCAUUUACGGAUCUAUAUGCUCCGAUUGGAACUGGAAGUUCCAGAACUGGCGGCUGGUAUACCACCAUAAUGAAAUUGCCUUUUAUUUUUAGUAUUCGGAUAGGAUUUCUGUUGGCUUCAUCGGGAGGCUCGCGUAGUUUGUUACGUCAGCUCCAAAAGGAUAAGUUGCAUUGGAAUCGAGAAAGUUCCGUUCCGUUCAUAAUUGCGUAA